AAGUGAAAGUAGAAUUAGAGAGGAAAAAAACAUCCGGUGGGUUCGCGUUGCAAUGUUUCUUGUGGGACUUACGGGUGGAAUAGCCUCGGGGAAAAGUACCGUGGCUAGAAUAUUAAAGGAAGACCUUGGGUGUGUGGUGAUCGACGCUGAUGUUGUAGCUAGAGAAGUUGUUCAGCCAGGAACAAAUGGAUGGAAGAAAAUUAGGCAACAUUUUGGCAGUGAUGUUUUCCUACCAAAUGGAGAAUUGAACCGUGAAAAACUUGGACAAGUGAUAUUCAAUGAUGCAGAGAAAAGAAAAGUAUUGAAUUCCAUCACCCAUCCAGAGAUUUACAAAGCUAUUGCUUGGAAAGUUGUAAAAAACUUCCUCCUUGGACAGCAUUUUAUCAUCUUAGAUCUUCCACUGUUGUUUGAAUCCAAGAAGAUGGUUCCUUUCAUGAGUUACACAGUAGUGGUGAACUGUUCAGAAGAGCAACAAGUCCAAAGACUGAUGGCCAGAAAUCAGUAUUCCAAGGAAGCGGCCGAAAUCCGAAUCCAGGCCCAGAUGCCGCUGAGUGAAAAAUGCGGUCUUUGUACCCGCAUCAUAGAUAACUCUAAGGACAUGAAGACCACGUACCUCCAAACGGUUCAGUUACAUAAAGAACUGUCUAAGAGCCUUCUCUACUGGAAGGUCCGCAUGCUGAUAGCCCUGUGUGCAGGCUCCGUGAUAGGACUGACUAUUUACGUAGUGAAGUGCAUAUUUAGGUGAUACAUGUUAAUGUAUUUAUAAUGUAUGUGUAUAUAAAUAAAUCUGGGAGAUGUA
This is a messenger RNA of Magallana angulata, 799 nucleotides long. Its product is annotated as dephospho-CoA kinase domain-containing protein-like. Lineage: Eukaryota; Metazoa; Mollusca; Bivalvia; Ostreida; Ostreidae. Gene Ontology annotation, molecular function: ATP binding; dephospho-CoA kinase activity. Bases 53 to 745 code for a protein of 230 amino acids. The record is from RefSeq and is a predicted model, not a curated record. The transcript has 4 exons. Gene Ontology annotation, biological process: coenzyme A biosynthetic process.